This is a messenger RNA of Hypoxylon fragiforme, 1350 nucleotides long. RefSeq names its product putative acetyltransferase, GNAT family. Gene Ontology annotation, molecular function: protein-N-terminal-alanine acetyltransferase activity; protein N-terminal-serine acetyltransferase activity. Bases 379 to 1074 code for a protein of 231 amino acids. Lineage: Eukaryota; Fungi; Ascomycota; Sordariomycetes; Xylariales; Hypoxylaceae. The transcript is spliced from 2 exons. The record is from RefSeq and is a predicted model, not a curated record.
GAGUCGUUAGAAAAUACUUCCUAACAGAGUAGGCUGGUCUAUCUCGGAGUAUUGAGAAUAGAAAACCCAGUCUUGUAAUUCGUGAAUGUAACCCAUCAAGUCUUCGCGAACCAAUACCAUAGCAGUGAUGGCGACCAGAGAUAUGUACCUAACCCCUAGGCAGGUUAGGUACUACUAGUAGUACGUAUGCCAUUUUGGGGGGCUGUGGAGGAACUGGGCUCUUAAUUGGGAGCAUUCGACAUUUCAGCCCUAAAUCAAUCAAUCAAUUAUGUAAACACCCAUGUGUAUGAGUAGGUACCUAACCUUUUUUUGCGAAAUGAAGAUUCGAUAUUAAUAAAUAUACCUUAGGCGCAUCACACCCUUUACACAGCGGUAUACAUGGCGAUUCGCGAAGGCAAUCCCCUUGGGCCCAUCGUCAGCACCAACUUGGCCCAGCGUCCAUCUCAGAACGUCAGAUUAGUAGGGCAAUACGUCACGAUAGUCAAGCUCUCGGCUCGACACGCAGAUGCCUUCUACCCACAAAUAUCGGGACCGGAAAACGCUCAUCUAUGGGACUACAUGUUUGAUGGGCCAUACGAUGACCCUGAAGUGUUCCGUGCCAGGCUCGGGGCCAACGAGAUCAGCCACGACCCGGUGUUCUACGCCAUCGUGCUGAACGGCAAUGACGACGACAUUGUCGGCAUCGCCAGCUACCUACGGAUCGAGCCUACGCACCGGAGCAUCGAGGUCGGCAACCUCAUGUACUCGGCACAGCUGCAGCGCACCCCCGGUGCCACCGAGGCCAUGUACCUGAUGGCGCGGUACGCCUUCGAGGACCUGGGCUACAGGCGAUACGAGUGGAAGUGCAAUGCGCUCAAUGCGCCGAGCAGGAGAGCGGCUCUGCGGCUCGGUUUCACGUUCGAGGGGAUUUUCAGAAAGCAUUUGGUCGUCAAGGGCCGCAACAGAGACACUUCUUGGUACUCGAUGGUGGACGAGGAAUGGCCUGCCAUCAAGCGAGCGCUGGAGGCUUGGUUAGAUCCUACUAAUUUUAACGGCGAGGGCAGACAGCAGAAAAGGUUGGAAGAGUUUAGAUAGACUUAGAUAUCCUAGAAAUAAACAAGAACUAUUUUAUGUCCGUUUGAAAUAUAAAGAACUGGGAGGUUUGAUAGAGAUUGCAAGGAAAAGAACAGAAAUAAAUCAUGUUAAUUGAUACAUAGUACAUACAUAACCUUGAUUGUAACGGCUUUAAAGUGAUGUGGGGCUGGCAAUUCACAGGCUUGCACCUGGCAACUUAUUUAUCUUAAACUUGACGCCCCGGUCCCCUGCAUAAGUGAUCGCCAGCCCCCUGGUCAUGGCCGCCAAUCUUCUGCA